CGGAGGGAAAGAGGGAAAGUGUGUGUGACAGAGAGAGAGAGAGAGAGAGAGAGAGAGACGGGGAGGAGGACUGGAGGGGGCGGACUCAGCUCGCAUUUGCAGCGGGAUAUCCCGUUUACCUGCGUGCCUCCGAGCCUGCUCUCCUCCGCUUAUUGCCGGCGGACCCCCAGUAGGUGUGGGGCGGCGAGGUGGCGUCUCCGUCCUUUUCAACACGCUUUCCGUGCUCUUCAGAUCCGCGUUUCAUGGAAGCUCCCGUUCGGAUCCGGCAGCGUUAUGAGCCGCUGCUCUAAUCCGCCCUGCUGGCUGAGACUCGUACCCUCCGGCGAUAGAGGUGUGUGGGUAGGGGGUGCCUGCAUUGGGCCCUGCUCCCCUUAACGCCAUGGACACUCUCUGGACACUCCUGUAUGCCGCCCUGUGUCUCAGCCAGGCCCCGCCCUUCAGCUGCACCGACACAUCCCUGUCCUUCCGCUUGGAGCCGCUGUCCGUGGUGCAGAGGCCAGGGGGCCUCGUGCUCCUCCGCUGUGCGGCCCGGCAGCCCACAGCCCUCCUGUCCUGGCUCUUCCAGGGGCGCCCCCUGGAUUCCGGGUCAGCAGGGGGUGCCCUUCGCCUCCGGCCCGGCCUGCUCACCCUGCCCUCACUGCAGCACAGCCAGGCGGGCCGGUAUCAGUGUGUGGCACGCACAGAAACAGGGACCAUCGCCAGCCGGCUCGCCCGUGUCACCGUGGCAGAAAUGGCCGACUUCGCUGAGUCACGGCGACGUGCCGUCACAGUGGAGCAGGGGGGAGCCGUGCUCAUCGCGUGUCUGAUGCCCCCCAGCACCCCCCCCGCACUCCCCCGGCUGCGUGUGCGUGGGGAGUGGCUGGAGCAGUCCACAGAUGAAUAUUUAAUCCUUCCGUCGGGGAACCUUCAGAUUGCGUCGGCCUCCCCCCACCACCAGGGGGUGUACAAGUGCGGGGCCUACAACCCUGUGACUCAGGAGACGAGGCUGGAGACCCACGGCACCAAACUCGCUGUCAGGCAACCCCGGGGGCUCUCCCCUCUGCGGCUCAUCCACCCCCUGGUCCCCCAGACGCUCGUGGUCCAGCAGUCUAAUGACAUCACCCUGGAGUGCAUCCUGGAAGGAAGUCAGGCUCCUCAGGUCCGCUGGACCAAAGAUGGACAGGAAGUGGCGAUGGGGUCUAGCCACAGGAUGGUGCUAAACAACCUGCUGCUGAUGGGUGUGGGUCCGAGUGACAGCGGGACAUACCAGUGCUCUGCCAGCAGCCGCACGGGGGGCAUGGUCACGGCAAACUACACCAUCGUCGUUCAAGAACCCGCCUCCGUGACACAAGGCCUGACCGACCAAUCAGUGCCUGUUGGGUCUUCAGUCGUCUUCACUUGUGUGACAAAGGGAAACCCCUCUCCCAAUAUCACAUGGCUGUUCAACUCCGCCCCAAUCAUGCCAUCGGCCCGCCUCCAGAUCUUUGGCUCCUCCCUCCAUGUCUCUAAUGCCUCCGGUGAGGACCAGGGGAUGUUCCAGUGCCUGGUGGACAACGGGAUUGGAUCUGCCCAGUCGACUGGCAGACUCUCCAUCCUCUCAGCUCUGAGCUCCAGGCCACAGAUUUGGGCGCCCCCUUCAGGAGGGCACUUUCUGGAGGGGGCCCCGGUGUCCCUGUCCUGCAAUGCAAGUGGCCAACCUCUGCCUGUCAUUCACUGGUACAAUGCGGCCGGACCCAUCGCCAGCCACCCGUCCCGCCUCCUCCAGCCGGUAGAGGCCACGACCAGGGCCUUUCCUGACGUCUCCCCCUACGUCAUUGUGUCUCGGCCGGGCAGCAGUUUACUCUUCAUCCAGGCUGUGAGUGUGGCCCAAGCGGGAAAGUACACAUGCGAGGCCUCCAACAAGCUGGGCUCCGUAACGGCCGAGGCAUCUCUCUUCGUGGGGCCUCCGGCCAGCAGCACGGUGGGUCCCACGUCGAGCACGCCGCUUCCCAACAGCCCCGUCCAAAACGACGAAGGGGAGGAGCCACCGGGCCAGGAGGAAGGGCCGUCGUACGAGGUGGACACGCCCGCUGAAAGACCGAGCGACCUGCCCACCCCAGAGGCUCCCAUCAUCACAAGCCCCCCCCAGACACACAGGCAUGAUGCGUAUGACCUGCAGUGGCGGCCGGGGAGAGCCUGGGGACGCCCCAUCCACGCUUACUUCGUCCGCUACCGUAAGCUGGACGAUCAAACCAACGUGGCAGGCAGCUGGCAUACGAUCCGUGUUCCUGGCAGCGAGAAGAGCCUGCGGCUCUCGGACCUGGACCCGCCCCCAGAACGGAACGCCCCCUCCAGCAAGAGUCCCUCGAAGGUGCCCUUCCUGGCUGUGCCUGAGAAGUCCCAGGAGCGUGACAGCUCCAGCACACACUUCGGGGUGGUGAUGCACGACAGGGUCCCCGAGGCCCCGGAUCGGCCCACCAUCUCCAUGGCGACGGAGAGUUCCGUCUACGUGACGUGGAUCCCCAGGGCCAAUGGGGGCUCACCCAUCACGGCGUUCCGCGUGGAGUACCGACAGCAGAACCGCGGUGCCACUUGGCUGGUGGCGGCUGACAACAUCUCCCCGCUCAAGCUGUCGGUGGAGGUUCCAGACCUAGAGCCGGGCUCCUCUUACCGCUUCCGCGUCGUCGCCCUGAAUAUGUACGGCGAAAGUCCCCACAGUGCCCCCUCCAGGCCAUACCAGGUGUCUUCGGCCAGCCCGCCGUUAACUGUGCGCCCGGUGGCUGGCCCCCACAUCUCUUCCACGGAUGCCAUCAGUGACACGCAGAUCAUGCUACGCUGGACAUACACCCCCUCCAGCAACAACAACACCCCCAUCCAGGGCUUCUACAUCUACUACCGGCCGACGGACAGCGAUAACGACAGCGAUUACAAGCGGGAGGUGGUGGAAGGCAACAAAGAGUCGCACCUGAUUGGCCAGCUUCAGCCUGAGACAUCGUAUGAUAUCAAGAUGCAGUGCUUCAACGACGGGGGGGAGAGUGAAUACAGUAACGUCAUGAUCUGCGAGACCAAAGCCCGCCAGGCCCCAGGCGCACCCCCCGAACACCCCAUCACCCCGUCGGGCCCGUACCUGCCGGCGGCCUCCAUGCCAGCAGGGGGCCUGCUCUACCUGAUUGUGGGCGGCGUUCUGGCCAUCAUGGUCUUCAUCCUGCUGGUCUUCAUCGUCAUGUGCCUGUGGAGGAACCGGCAACAGAGAACCGUCCACAAGUUCGACCCCAACGGGUACCUGUACCAGCCCCCGGAGAUGAAUGGUCACAUGAUGGAAUACACCACCCUGCCCAACGGGGGCCACUCCAAUGGAUAUGGACAUGGUGGCUCUCUGCCGCCCCCUGCCUGCCACCACUUGCACCACAAGCUGCCCAAUGGCGUGACUCUGCUGAAUGGCUCGCCGGCCCACUACCCUCACGACCACGCCCACUCUCACCAGCCGCCGAGUGGAGGCAGAGUCUACGUGCCGUCGCAGCCGGAGUCUGUGGACUGCACAAGCUGCCAGAACUUCUGUAACAACAACAGGUGUUACACCAAAGCCAACGGAGCGUUCCCUGGGGGCACUCACCCCAUCGUUCACCGUGCCUCGCCGUGCGCACAGGACGGCCUGGAGCUACUUCCCCUGGCUCACAUGUCCCCGCCCACCAACGGCCCCGACAGCCAAUGGCAUGUCAGGGAGGGCGACCGAGGGAGUGUGGGGGAGCCAGACGAAGCCCAGGCGACUCUACCCUCUUCCCAGAAUUCCUGCUGUCAGUCAUCAAAGGAGGGAGAGCGGGGCAGUCGCUGCGGGGGGGCGGACGACCCUUUGCGCUGCUGGGAGAGCCGGGAUCUGCCCAAGCUGGACCAGAGUGGCUGUGCAGGGCGCCACCUGCAGGCCGCUGAGUGACACAGCGGGAGCCAGGGGACCAAGGAAGGAGAGCUCCCUGGCCGUGCGGGAUCAGAGGCAGAGACACAGACUGUGAGCUAAGGACAGGGAGGAGUGGGAGGGGGUACCAUACCAGGACCGGAACCCACAGAUGGGGGAGGGGAUUUUUUUAAAAGAACAAAAACCUUUUAGAUGCCCUAUUUAUUUUUUUGUAGUAGUAAAAUAUAAUUUCAUAUGAAUGUAUCUGUUUUAAGAAAAAAGUUUCUUUUAUAUUAUUUAUGCUUUUUGAUGAAAAAUCCUUUUAUUUUUUGUUUUUCAUUGUGUUUUUCAUAAAGUGUGGAUUUUAGCCCUCGUGUAAAGUUUUGUAAUAAUACAAAGAUAAACUAUGGAAGAGAGAGACUUUCUAUUUUUGUUUUAUCCCGACGCAAAAAGGACGGUGAAAUUUCGGCGCCCACUCGCCGACUCAGCGUGUCACGUUUUCACAUCUCGUUCUAUAUGAUGUGAUCGUUCCUGUGUAAAUGUUUUACUGUGACUGUGGGCGUCGACAAUCGGGUCUCGGAGGGAUAGCAUGGGGCUAACACAAAUGACGGCGGACACAGGUGGGAUUGGGUCUGAUCCCAGGCUGUGAAAUCAAAACUGUUACCCGGGUCUAUGAUUGGCUGCAGGCCGCUGGUCACCUUUUGGGUCAGUGACCAUAUGACAUAUAGAUUCGCUUGGGUCAAAAUGUGACCCCUCGGGCAUAAUCGUGACUCGAACAUGCUCGUUCACUGCAGAACAUUCUCCUUCCAUCGCUUCUUUUACAGCAGCCGAAAGUCAUUUGUGUAACUCGACUGUUUAUCUGUUUUUCUUCCUAGUCUGGCUUCAAGGAUCUGUGACCACACAAUUUGUAAAAUUCCAUUAUGUGACCAAACAGUGAAAACAAGGCAAAUUCCACAAUGUCAUUUCAGUCAAAUGGCUUCCUGACUGCAGAAGAAUGACUCAUCGUAAUAAACGUAUUGCUGAAA
Molecule: messenger RNA, 4872 nt
Organism: Paramormyrops kingsleyae
Lineage: Eukaryota; Metazoa; Chordata; Actinopteri; Osteoglossiformes; Mormyridae
Source: RefSeq, a predicted model, not a curated record